This is a messenger RNA of Talaromyces atroroseus, 1206 nucleotides long. RefSeq lists its product as hypothetical. The coding region runs from base 1 to 1206 and encodes 401 amino acids. Lineage: Eukaryota; Fungi; Ascomycota; Eurotiomycetes; Eurotiales; Trichocomaceae. The record is from RefSeq and is a predicted model, not a curated record. The transcript is spliced from 2 exons.
AUGCCCCGUAACGCACCUCGCACGACAGCUGCUACAGAUUCGGCGUCCAUAGGAUCCACGACAUCAGCUUCAUCUACACGAACGGGGAUUCUCGGCCCAUUCACAACGACGUUCACCCCACCCAGCCACUGCACUGAGGUUUUCGUAGAUGGAUGCGACGGAGGCUGCGACUUCUACGGCGCUAUGGGCCAAACAUGUUUUAGUAAGGAACCUGGAUAUGUUUACUUCGCUCAGGACACAAACUGUUUUCCUUCGGUAACAGCGACUACUUCUUAUCAAAUCUCGUUUACUAGCAUCUCAUCAAUCUCAACGGUUGUCACCCCGGUUUUGUCGGGAUUCUACUCCCCUGGUAUCGCAUGUCCUGUUGGAUAUGUAACGGCUUGUGCAGUACGCGUCGGAAAUAAUGGACUCAGUUCUUCAUUGUCCACUUUCAACAGUUUCUCGUUUGACUAUGCGCCCUUGGUCAAUGAGACAGCAGUGGGAUGUUGUCCGAUAGGAUAUCAAUGCGAACUCGAUAGCGACGACCCACAAGCUUGUACACAAGUGACUGCCCAAACAACACUGGAUGUGUUCGUCUGCGCUACUGGCACAGACGGUGUUACAACGUCAAGCACGCAGUUGGUUUUACCUACAGUAGCCACUGAAACGGACUUCGAAGAGGUUGGGACAGUCAUUACAUCGGCCUCAAUCUCGAUACAGACCACAACCGCUAGUUUCAUUACCUUGUACGCCAGUAUGGUCCAGAUCAACUAUCAAUCCACCGAUCUUCCCUCGUCACCAUCGCCAUCGCCAUCAUCAUCAUCAUCAUCGAACUUAUCAUCAACUUUACCACCAACUUCAACAGGCAACACGUCGAUUAUUUCUCCUUCCGGAAAAAGCAGCGGCAGCCACGAAACAACAACAAUUGCUGUCGCAGUGGUCAUCCCAUGCAUGGCUGCCCUAAUCGCAGCAGCGGUGGGAUGGUUUUGGUAUCGACGGAAGACUAGAAAACGCGAUGCUUCCUAUCAAGCCGCACAAUCAGCUCAGCUUCCGGAAAUGGAUGGUCAGGGUAAAAGCCAUGUGCCGGCUGAAGAUCUGGGGGAGCAAUCACGGUAUGAAAUCCCAGGAUCAACACCUCAGUAUGAGAUGGCUGGUAUAGACUCGAACGAGGUGGUACAUGAGAUGUAUGCUGGCGAUGAGAUGCCGAGGUAUCGCGACGACGAAUGA